This is a messenger RNA of Exserohilum turcica Et28A, 1659 nucleotides long. RefSeq lists its product as uncharacterized. The coding region runs from base 1 to 1659 and encodes 552 amino acids. Gene Ontology annotation, cellular component: cytoplasm. Gene Ontology annotation, molecular function: hydroxyethylthiazole kinase activity; ATP binding; thiamine-phosphate diphosphorylase activity. The record is from RefSeq and is a predicted model, not a curated record. The transcript has 2 exons. NCBI's taxonomy places the organism in Eukaryota, Fungi, Ascomycota, Dothideomycetes, Pleosporales, Pleosporaceae. Gene Ontology annotation, biological process: thiamine biosynthetic process.
AUGGGCGGCGAAAACGUAGACUACUCGCUGUAUCUGGUGACCGACUCCACAGAUGCUAUUCUCGGCUCGCGGAACCUGGCCGACGUGGUCGAGCAGGCUGUAACGGGAGGUGUCACCAUCGUCCAAUACAGAGACAAGACCUCUGACACUGGCGUCCUCAUCUUAACGGCAAAAGCACUACAUCAAAAAUGCAAAACACAUGGCAUCCCCCUUCUGAUCAAUGACCGUGUCGAUGUCGCAUUGGCGGUUGGAUGUGAGGGCGUACACUUGGGCCAGGAUGACAUGAAUGUUGCCGAAGCCCGCCGCAUCUUGGGCAAAGAAAAAAUCAUUGGUGCAACCGUCUGCUCCAUCGAGGAAGCCCGCAUUGCGGUUGAGCGAGGGGCAGACUAUCUGGGCAUCGGUACCCUCUACGCCACCAACACGAAGAAGAAUACCAAAGAAAUCAUUGGCAUUGCUGGAAUUCGAAAGAUUCUUGCAUAUCUUGAUCAAGGCAGCGAGGCAGAGAAAAAUGUCAAGAGCGUAUGCAUCGGCGGCGUCAAUGCCUCAAACGUGCAGCGCGUAACACACCAACUUCUCACCCCAACACCUACCGAUUUCAAGUCCAAGACAAUUGACGGUGUCGCAGUCGUAUCAGCUAUAGUUGGAGCUGCUGAUCCCAAGGCUGCCUCGCAAAACCUACUGAAGCUCCUCAAGUCUCCACCACCAUUCAAGCUCAAGUCGACGGAACCACACUUCUGGCACGAGAAGAACGACGACGAGAUCAGAUCGGUCCUGGCCCAAGCAGCAAAAUGUACCCAACAGGUCAAAGAAAUAGGCCCCCUAUCACACAACAUGACCAACCUCGUCGUCCAAAACUUCGCCGCCAAUGUGGCCCUGUCCAUUGGCGCCUCGCCCAUCAUGGCAAACUACGGCGAAGAAGCCCACGACCUCUCGCAGCUUGGGGGCGCCCUCGUCGUAAACAUGGGUACCGUAACCCCUGAUGGUCUGAUCAACUACCAAAAAGCCAUAGUUGCCUACAACGCCGCCGGCAACCCCAUCAUUCUCGACCCUGUCGGCGCAGGUGCCACGUCGAUCCGACGAGAUGCGGUAUCCACACUCAUGGGCACCGGCUAUUUUGACCUCAUCAAGGGCAACGAAAAGGAGAUUCUGGCUGUAGCACGCGCAUCAGGUUACACCAUUGCAGCCACUACGCAGCAGCGCGGCGUAGACAGCGGCGCCUCGCUCUUCACGCUAGAGCAAAAAGCCUAUCUCGUUUCGCACCUCGCAGCGCGCGAACGCAACAUUGUGCUCAUGACGGGCGCCACGGAUAUCGUCUCUGACGGCAUUCGCACAUACGCCAUCUCUAACGGACACGAGUACCUAGGCCGUAUCACAGGCAGCGGAUGCACGCUAGGCACCACCCUCUCAGCGUACUUGGCUGCGAUUCCAGGCGAUAAAUUGCUCGCCGCUGUUGCUGGUCUCCUACACUAUGAAAUCGCGGCUCAGGUGGCUGCAGCCCGGGAUGAUGUCCGUGGUGCAGGCACGUUUGUCCCGGCCUUCCUCGACGAGCUGUGGAAUGUAGCCGAGGGAAUUGGAAGUGGCAAGGUAAAACUCGACGAGUGGGCGAAAAUCGAGUGUCUAAAGGACGUGCCAGAUGCGCGACUGUUGAAGGCUUUCUGA